Chenopodium quinoa (quinoa) is the source of this 1254-nucleotide messenger RNA. RefSeq lists its product as uncharacterized. Lineage: Eukaryota; Viridiplantae; Streptophyta; Magnoliopsida; Caryophyllales; Amaranthaceae. Bases 1 to 1254 code for a protein of 417 amino acids. The transcript has 3 exons. The record is from RefSeq and is a predicted model, not a curated record.
AUGCAAAAUUUUCCUAAAUGGGACCCACAUAUGGUCCAACAGCUUCCUUUGGAGAGCGAGGGAAGUGGGAAACGAUCCGAACCAGAAUCACCAAGUGUGGGUGCUGGAAGAAAGCGGCCUCUGGCUUUCAAUACAACUCUUGACGAAUGUAGUGAUAAGAGGCUUGAUCAAGGAGAACAAAUGAUCGACUUGAUAAGCAAAAGGAGCAAAGAUAGGAAAAAGCAGAAGGAGGAGGAGAUGAAAUUCGGCAUGUUACAUUCAUUGAUGGCAAAACUCGUCCUCGAUGAAUUUGUAGCCGACAUGUACAAGAAGCUUAGAGAGGAGUUUAGUAACAACGACCAACCAUUGUAUGGUGAUGAUAAGUUUCGACGAAGGUUUCGCAUGCGGAAACCUCUAUUUAUGAAGAUAGUGAAUCAACUAAGUGAAACUGAUCGAUUUUUCCAGCAACAUCCAGAUGCUAGUAUGCGUUUGGGUGCUUCUGCAAUGCAAAAGUGCACAACGGCUAUAAGGAUGUUAGCAUAUGACUGCGCAGCUGAUCAAGUUGACGAGUACCUCAAGCUUGGGGCAACUACGGCUAGGCAUUGUAUCACGCACUUCGUUGAUGGAGUGAUUCGUGAAUUCUCAGCAGAGUACUUGAGGAAACCAACCCCUGAAGAUAUGAAUCGCCUUCUAAGAGAAGGAGUGGAAAGAGGUUUUCCUGGUAUGUUGGGAAGUAUCGACUGCAUGCAUUGGGAGUGGAAAAAUUGUCCAGCGGGGUGGAAAGGGAUGUAUCAAGGACGAUCAAAAACUGCGACGGUUAUCUUAGAAGCUGUUGCAUCUUGGGAUUUGUGGAUAUGGCAUGCUUUGUUUGGAACACCUGGAUCGUGCAACGAUAUAAAUGUCCUUCAACGUUCACCCGUCUUUGACGACAUUUUAAAUGGUCGUGCUCCACAGUUUCAAUUCACCGUGAAUGGAAAUACUUACAAUCAAGGGUAUUAUCUCACAGAUGAGAUCUACCCAAAAUGGGAAACAUUUAUAGAUGCGAUAACUACACCUCAAACCCCUAAACAACGAUUGUUUACUACCAAACAAGAGAGUAUUGGAAAAGAUGUAGAACGUGCAUUUGGAGUGUUGCAAGCUCGAUUUGCCAUAAUAAGGCGUCCUGCUUUGGCAUGGAGUGUCGAAAUGUUGUGGAAAAUUAUUAUGGCGUGUAUUAUCAUGCACAAUAUGAUCGUGAAGAUGAGCGCGAUAGUUAUCUUAACUAUAGGAUCCUAA